Alligator sinensis (Chinese alligator) is the source of this 1750-nucleotide messenger RNA. RefSeq names its product transgelin 2 (gene TAGLN2). NCBI's taxonomy places the organism in Eukaryota, Metazoa, Chordata, Crocodylia, Alligatoridae. Gene Ontology annotation, molecular function: protein binding. The record is from RefSeq and is a predicted model, not a curated record. Bases 17 to 619 code for a protein of 200 amino acids. The transcript has 4 exons.
ACACCCUACUGUCACCAUGGCCAACCGGGGACCAGCCUACGGGCUCAGCAGGGAGGUGCAGCAGAAGAUCGACCGGCAGUACGACCCCGAGCUGGAGCAGAUCCUCACCCAGUGGAUUGUGACGCAGUGCGAGGGGGCAGGCGUGCAGCAGCCCGGGCUGGGCAAGGAUAACUUCCAGCAGUGGCUAAAGGACGGCACUGUGCUGUGCAAGCUCAUCAACAGCCUCUACCCCAGGGGCCAGGCGCCAGUAGCCAAGAUCCAGCCUUCAACCAUGGCCUUCAAGCAGAUGGAGCAGAUCUCCCAGUUCCUGCAGGCAGCGGAGCACUAUGGCAUAGCUGCUACUGACAUCUUCCAGACUGUGGACCUCUGGGAAGGGAAGAACAUGGCCUGCGUGCAGAGGACCCUGAUGAACCUAGGCAGCCUGGCUGUCACCAAGGAGGACGGGCUCUUCCUUGGAGACCCCAACUGGUUCCCCAAGAAAUCCCAGGAGAACCGCCGCGCCUUCUCGGAUCACAAAAUGAAGGAGGGCCAGAAUGUGAUCGGGCUGCAGAUGGGCACCAACCGGGGUGCCUCGCAGGCAGGCAUGACGGGCUAUGGGAUGCCACGCCAGAUCCUCUGAUCAGCCCAUGCUGCUUUGCUGCCUCCAUCUUCAGCAUCAUUAUCAUCUUCCUCCUCCUCCUCUUUCCCCACCACCCUCUCCUCCUCCUCCUCCCCCUGCCCAGGGCUUUACCUCUGUCUGCAGUCUAGAACAACCCAGUGACUUUCCUGACCGUUCCCCUGUGAGACGAUACCUCCCCCUCCAUCUAGAGGGGAAGGAAGGGCCUCUGCCCUGAGUUCCCCUGCCCCUCUGUGCAGCCUGGAGCCUGUCUCCUCCACCCAGGGGGGUCACAGGCAGCACAUGCUGCUGGAGACAGGAUCCAGACACCCUCCCAAAUUGUCCUUGGCCUGCAAAGACCUGAGCUUCCACAUGGACCAAACCCUCUAGACUGAUACUGGGACCAACUGAGGCUGCCCCACCCUGAUCCCGGUCUUCGAAGCUACGUGCCAAAGCCAUCUCUGCUAGGCAGCUUCUCCUUGCCCUGGCUUGGGGCUCUACUUGUUUGCUGAAGCACCAAAGCCACCACUCUCUCCCAUUCCAGGCACAGGGCAGCCGCACUGCCGGGAUGUCCCGACCCUAGGACCAAACCUCUUGUGGGCUCUUCCCAGUUGUUCUCAUACUGGGGCAGCCAGUGACUAUCUGGCCAGGUGCUCCCUGCUUUUCCUGUACUAGGCAACUACAAUGGUGCCUUCUGCUUUGGGUGUUGGCGCAGUCCUGCCAGCCAGGUGCUGGGGGUGACAUCUGCUCUUCUCCAAAGGAUGUAGCCUUAAGGGCUUGGAAGAGUCACACUGAUGUCUCCUGGUUCCUUCCAACCCCACGGGGUCAGAGCAGCUGUGGGCUGCUUGCGGGCAAAGCCAUGUAUUCUCCGUGCAUGGCUGGGUAGUCUGGUGCUGUAGCAGGGCUGCCUCCCCAGCCCCCCACUACAGCUUCCUGGGUGCCUUAUUAUUCAGCCUCAACCCUGGUGCCUUAGCAGUUCCCCCGGGGAGCUGUCACCUCCCAGCUAGCAGCCAUGCCCAGGGGCUGGGCUUGCUCUAUGGGGUUGCCCCAGCCCGGAGCCAUCACCUCUGCUGAUUGCUGUACCUGUGGUGUUCUGCUGUGGGAUGUGUUCCCAGGUCCCCAACAAGAAUAAAGAUCGCCCAAGCCUUGUUUAUA